Messenger RNA from Naegleria gruberi, 2385 nucleotides. RefSeq lists its product as uncharacterized. The coding region runs from base 1 to 2385 and encodes 794 amino acids. The record is from RefSeq and is a predicted model, not a curated record. The transcript has a single exon. NCBI's taxonomy places the organism in Eukaryota, Heterolobosea, Eutetramitea, Acrasida, Naegleriidae.
AUGAGCGAUACUGAACACCAACAACAACAUACAACUAGUUUGGAGAAUGAUUUUACUUCAUCACCGAGUGUUGAUCCUUCUUUGAUAAAGAUAGAGGAGCAUCAACCUCCAACAGAGUUGUUGAAUACCUCUUCUAUAGCAGCUAGUAAUGGUUCCUUGUUAUUUGGAAAGAGUGAUAAAGAAGAGGUUAUGUUAUCGGGUGAAAGUUUGGAUGUUUUUGCUAGUAAUAAUACUUCAAAUUUAGUGAAUAAUUCAUCACAUGAUACCAGUGGCCUGUUUUUGCUGGAAAAGGUAAACGACCACAAUGAUGACAUCUUCUUGUUUGAACAAAAACCAGAGGAACAACACAACUUACCACCAAACACAACACAACCAUCAUCAAUAGAAAAUAUAGUUCCAACAGUAACAGUGUUCGAAAAGGAAAGUGUUUUAACAAGGAAAACAUAUACAGGCAAAGUUUUUUGGUCUGGUGUACAAGAAAUUGCUUUGCGAGAUAAUAAGAGGGUUUUUGAUGAACUCUCAUCACAAACCAUUAAAUCUAAAACUAUGAAGUUUUUGGAUGAUGCCUCUAUUAAACCUAAAAUUAUGAAGGACGGAAAGCUGGAUUCCACACUGAUAAAACAAAUUUUAGGUUAUCUAUUACAACAAACAGAACCUAAAGCUAAAAAGAAAAGCAAAAAGAAAACUAAAAAGGAGUUUUUAGAUUUCAAGGCCAAAAUCCUCCUUCAAAUUACGGAAUGUGUAAUAGAAACAAAUUUCAAAAAUAAUGCAAACACUAUAGUAACGCCAGCACCUUCCACUUUUUCAGUUGGUGAUGACAAUGGAGAUGAAGAUGCUCAACCAACAGUUAAUGAAAAAAUUGUUGAAUUUGAAAAGGAGUUGGAAGUAGUAUGGAAAAAAUCCAAUUUAGUGAAUUAUCUUCGAGUACCAUCAUAUGUGACUAACCUUGUAAAUAAGAAAGUAGAAUCGAUAGAAGAAGAGUUUGUGCUGGAUAUGAACGAGAAAGUUUACAAUUUGCUGGUAGAAAAUUCAGAGCUUGGCUUUGGAUUAAUAUUUGUACUUAAAAAUGUUGUUCUCCUUUCCUUGAGAAAUAGUGAUUUAGUUGAUGAAGUCAAACAAUUUUGUACAGAUGCCAAAGAGGAAGGACCACUCGUUGAAAUAUUACUUGAGGAGCUCUUUGAAGAAAAGAAGCUCAGAAUUAAAAACGAGGGUGCUGACAUUUCUGCUUUUGGAGAAAAUCCAAAGGAAGAAGCCUUUUUGAGAAAAUGUUUUGAACAUUUGGCAAGAAUCAAGGACAAGGAAGGAAAGGAUGCAGAAGCCAAAAAAUUAGUGAAUCUUCUUUCAUUAUUCAUGGAACAAAUGGAAGAAGUGGAAAAACAUCCAAACAUGAACAGAACUGUAGAAAUAAUUAGAUCACUUUUGGAUGUUGUUACUCCAGCCAACAUUGGUGGAGUUAUUGCUUAUGCCGUCAAACUUGUUGGAGUGACAGGAAUAGAUCAUUUGAAUUUCAUAACAUCUGAUCCUACUGAAUCUGGGCACUUUACUGAAGACAUUCUUGCAGAAACAGAUCAAUAUAUUCAUUUUGAUAGUGAAUAUCUGCAACUCGUGCUGCAUUUAUUGUCUUAUGCAGCCAUUUCACACCAAAACCAAAAGGAAACAGUCAUACAAGCAAAUAUUCUUUUGGGUAAGAUUUAUGCCUAUAUUUUGAGAAACGAAAAUAUCCAAGACAGACAAGCUGUAAUGAUUUUCUUGAGAUAUGUAUCAUGGAUACCUCCAGUUACACCAAUGGAAGAAACUUCUUACUAUUAUUCUUAUACAACUACAACUGUAUUGAGACAGAUGGAUGAAAUUGAAACUGAAGAUCCUGCACUUCAAGAACAAAGAAAGAUAUUAAUGGAAUAUAUUGCACAAUUAGAUCCUCAUCUCCACGCCUAUAUGAGACAAAUUCACGCAAGUCUGAAGGGUCUUUUCCAAAUUACCCUCAAAAGUAGCGCUGGAGUUAAUGGAUAUAAGAAAUUUGUUCAAUUGAUUUUAUCAACUAAAUCAUAUUUUGUUCUUGAAAAGAAGGAUGAAGAUUGGAAAUUAUUAAUAGAAUAUAUUACUAACAAGUAUAGAAGAUUAAGAUCAUUUUGUAGAAUGUUGAAAGACUCUGCUCUUAAAUCUGAUGAAGAAAUGUAUGCAGCUCAACAACAGGCUCAACUUCAAGCUCAACAACAAUAUGCCCAACAACAAUACAUGUAUCAACAGCAACAACAAAAUCAAGAUGUAGUGGUUGAGUAUGAAGAUUAUCAAGAUGAGGAUGUAGCUUCAACAAAGAAGAGAUCUCUUCCAUUCUAUGAUUCACAACCAGAACAACAGAAAGUGAAAUAUUCAUACUUUAAAUAA